AUAUUCGCGUUUACAGUGUGCACACAAACAAACAAACUGCUACCCGAUCUAAAGGGGAACAAAAACAAACAAAAUCUCAAAUAUAAACAAAUGACUUCUUUACCAAGGGCUGUAUUCAUAUAACAUUGAUAGCAAUCAAACCAUGUCAAAUAGGAUUGUUUCACACUUAGAUAAAGAGAACGCAGUUGGACGUAUUCUGAAGGUGGAAGGGAAAACAUUUUCCAACAAUGCUCCAUUAUCAGGAGAUUCGUUAAAGGGAAACAAUUUGAAACAAGAUAAGUUUCCAAAGAAGUUUACAAGAGUCCCCUUAGGUGGUAAGAGUAAUAAUCAGGCCAUCCCAUCGUUUGAUAAAUCGCAUUCUACAUUAUCCAUUACUGAUAAGAAGAACUUGAUUAGAAGAGUUCCAUUAGCAAAAGCUCCAUUAUUAUCCAAAGCCAACUCAAGUUUGGGUUUUCUGCAUCCAUUAAAGGAAUAUAAAGUUAUAGAUCCUAAGUUAAAUACAUAUUCAAAAAUAGAUGAUAAAGUGGUUUUAAAGAAGCUUAAUAAUGAAUUAACAUCACCAUCAUUAAAUUCCGUUACUACCUUUACCGAUGAGGUGGUUAAGAAAGAGAAUUUACCAACUCAUCAGCAUAUACCCAAUAUUACAUCUACUUUAAGUUCAAAUACAAGCAAGUUAAAUUCCACAAAUAGAAUCAAUAAUGAUAUAAAUUAUAAUAAUGUGGAUCCCAUCAAAAAGAGUCAUAAACCAUCGUUGUCGUUACCAGCGGUUUUCCCUGAUUAUAUUGAAACUAUACCUCAAAAGCAUGCUCCACUUCCAAGUUAUCCUGUCGGGAUGGAGCCAUUAGAUCAACAAGAUUUGGAUUUCUUUUCUAAACCUUCUCGUUCUGAAAUUACAAAUGAAAAUCGUCAAGAUUAUCCUGAAUUACUUCAUAAUGAAGACCAAUUGAAAUUUGUGGAAUUGAAUCUUGAUUCCAAUCUCAGUUUUGAUUCGUUUGAACAAAACAUUUCUGAUGCUGAUGUUGAUUUACAAAAAGACACUGGUAUGUCUUUAGGAUUAUCUACAAAAGAGUUGGAAGAUUUAUUGGAUUAAAAUUGUCUUUUUUUUAAAAAAAAAUAAAAAGACUAUGGUAUAUAUAU
Molecule: messenger RNA, 1137 nt
Organism: Scheffersomyces coipomensis
Lineage: Eukaryota; Fungi; Ascomycota; Pichiomycetes; Serinales; Debaryomycetaceae
Exons: 1
Coding region: 143-1090 (315 amino acids)
Source: RefSeq, a predicted model, not a curated record